AGUGAUCUUUGCACGGGAUCGAGGCCCUAAAUACACGUGACAAUCCUACUUUAUUGAAUGCCUUGACUUUGGUGUUGUGGGUGUUGUCGGAAGUUGUAAAUAAACACCGGCGUGCCACAGAUCAGUCGCUGCCAGUCAGUGCUGUCCAACAAAUCGUGUGCCCCCCGUAUUGUACUACGUUUUUAUUCCAGGCUUAUUAUACAAGAGGAUGUCAAAUUAUCCGGUCCCUCCUCAAGGUGGCGUGGAUCCCAAAGCAGCCCAGUGGUUCCGCAUGGUAGAUCGGGACAACUCGGGUCGGAUAACUGCGGAAGAACUGCAGCAAGCACUCUCCUCUGGAAAUUGGCAGAAGUUUGACAUUGCCUGCUGCAGAAUGAUGAUCCGCAUGUUUGACAAGGAUGGAAACGAUACCGUGGACCUCAACGAGUUUGGCCACCUCUUCAACUACGUCAAUGCCUGGAUCGGCACAUUCCAGAAGUUUGACUCCAACAAGUCAUCCAGCAUUGACAGUCGGGAGCUUCAGCAGGCGUUCGCCGAAAUGGGCUACCGGCUGUCUCCAGCAUUCGCCGACAGCGUACUAAAGAAGUAUGACAUCCGCAAGACAGGCCAGAUCACUGUCGAUCACUUUAUCCUGUCCUGCAUUCAGCUGCAGAACUUGACAAACGCCUUCCGCGCGCGCGACACGGCCAUGAAAGGCACCAUCAACAUUGGCUUCGAAGACUUCCUGGCUACUUGCUUCAACUGCACGGCAUGAUCGGACGAGAGUGAGUAGGACCGACGGGCCUGCGCAGUGCACAUGACUGGGAUGGGGCUGCUGGAGCGAUCCAGUGCGGUAAAAGACGAGGGUGUUAGUGAUCGUGGGUUGAGGGCUGCCGGGCUGAACGCGAUGAUCGAUGGUUGAUCGGCGGGGAAGAGCCGAUUUUUUUCCACGCUGCGGUUCGAGAUAUUCCUUGGCUUGAAUCUCGAGAUGAUCAAAGUACGCUGUGCGGAUAGAUCUGGCUAUUGCUUUACGACGUAACGACACUUUUCAUGGCGAUUGCAUUCACGCGGCAUGGCAACACGAGUAGGAGCCGUCCUAAAAAAGAUCUGAAGGUCAAGUGUAUGUUUGUCUCAGUUACUGCCAUCCCUUGUUGCAGAUGCCUUACGAUAAGCAGCGUCGCCUGCUAUGUUUGACGUGAAUAGCCGUUUUGUACUUAUGAUGCCUUCAAAAAGCCUAUUUUUGUGAAGUUUGCUGUCUGGUGGAAACUUCUACACGCGUGUCUUCAUUUGUGAGGUACAUUGUUAAGACCCACAUAUUGUGCAUUUUGCAGAUCGCGGGUUCUUCGCAAAACAUUUUGCUUUGGUUUUGCUUGCGACCUGCAAAUGCCAAUCAUAGUAUUCAGUCGUAAUGGAAACGAUAGCUACUUUUCGUUGCUCGCUGGGGCAUGUCCUGUCGUGUAUUGCAACAUUCGGUUGUGCUUUGACCAAGGUGUUUCUUCAUCUUGAAGUGUUAGAUAUGAACUAUCUAAAAUAUAGCUUGGCUGUCAGAGAGUGCUUUCGGCCAGACCUAGUUCUCUUUUCUUUUACUGAUAUGCACAUUUGCAAAAAUCGUGGACAAUGUCUGUCGGUAGUAACAAAAUAUGAGUCCACAUUGUAUUUCUUGCAUCUGAAGCGCCACAAUAACACAUUUAUUCCGAUGUA
Amphibalanus amphitrite is the source of this 1677-nucleotide messenger RNA. RefSeq names its product peflin-like. The coding region runs from base 209 to 751 and encodes 180 amino acids. Gene Ontology annotation, biological process: COPII vesicle coat assembly. Lineage: Eukaryota; Metazoa; Arthropoda; Thecostraca; Balanomorpha; Balanidae. Gene Ontology annotation, molecular function: calcium ion binding. The record is from RefSeq and is a predicted model, not a curated record. The transcript has 4 exons.